AUGACCGACGCGGUGGUGGGCAGCGGCUCCGACCGCUGGAUGUGCCCCGGCGACAGGACCAUGUCCCUCCGAGCCGGCGGCGAGAAGGAGCAGCUCCCCGCAGGCUGGGCAGCGCGGGGCGGGCAGCCCGAGCGGCCGCGGAAAGGCGAGGAGCUGACGGAUGAGGAGAAGGAGAUCAUCAACCGAGUCAUCGCCCGUGCCGAGAAGAUGGAGGAGAUGGAGCAGGAGCGCAUCGGGCGCCUGAUGACCCGCCUGGAGGACAUGCGCCGCAGCGUGCUGGGGGACGGCGUGAACCGCUGCAUCCUCUGCGGGGAGCAGCUGGGGCCGCGCGGCUCCGCCUGCGUCGUCUGCGAGGACUGCAAGAAGAACGUCUGCACCAAGUGCGGCGUGGAGACGACCAACAGCCGCCCGCACCCCAUCUGGCUGUGCAAGAUCUGCAGCGAGCAGCGUGAGGUGUGGAAGCGCUCCGGUGCCUGGUUUUUCAAGGGUUUGCCCAAGCAAGUGCUGCCCCAGCCGAUGCCCGUCAGCAAGAGCAAGGUGCCCUCGGCCCCCAGCGAGCCCAGCCCGGCAGAGCCCCCCGGCCCUGACCCCAAGCUCCCCGCCCGUGCGCCCAGCCGAGGCCAGGAGGACGAGCAGGACCGCUGCGGCAGCGAGGCAACGGUGGCCGCCCGGGUCCGCAAGCCGGCCGAGGCCAGGACAGGGCCGUGCGGCAGCGAGGACGCCGACGGCCGUGACUAUGCCACCGAGAGCGGGGCCACCAGGAGCCCUGGCGUGAAGCGAGCUGACUCCCUGCAAGCCCCACGGCCGCCCCCGCCGCCCGCUGCCGCCCCCGGCCCUGCAGCACCCACAGCGGGAAGGCCGGGUCCUGGGGCAGCCGGACGGAUCCUGGAGGCACAAGCGAGCCCACUGCUGGGACCCCCAGAGCCAGCCCGUGCAGCCCCCAGGGAGGAGCGUGGCGGGGGCUAUGCCGUGCCCCCAGCCCGGGAGGAGAGGCCAGCCCGGCCCCCCACCGCCCCGCAGCCCCCCGCCCCGCUGCGGCAGCCGCCCCCGGAGGAGGAGGAGGAGGAUGCCAACAGCUACGACUCUGAUGAAGGCACCACGCUGGGCGCCCUGGAGUUCAGCCUGCUGUACGACCAGGAGAACAGCGCCCUGCACUGCACGCUCCUCAGGGCCAAGGGCUUAAAACCGAUGGACUCAAAUGGCCUGGCGGAUCCCUAUGUAAAGCUGCACCUCCUGCCCGGAGCCAGCAAGUCAAACAAGCUGAGGACGAAGACCCUGCGCAACACCCGCAACCCAGUGUGGAACGAGACCCUGGUGUACCACGGCAUCACGGACGAGGACAUGCAGCGCAAAACGCUCAGGAUUUCCGUGUGCGACGAGGACAAAUUUGGCCACAACGAGUUUAUUGGAGAAACUCGAGUUUCCUUGAAAAAACUCAAAGCCAACCAGAAAAAGAACUUCAACAUCUGCUUGGAGAGAGUAAUACCAAUGAAGCGUGCUGGGACGACAGGCUCGUCUCGCGGCAUGGCACUGUACGAGGAGGAGGUGGAUCGCGGCGGGGACAUUGAGGAGCGCGGCAAGAUCCUGGUGUCCCUCAUGUACAGCACCCAGCAGGGCGGGCUGAUCGUGGGCAUCGUGCGCUGCGUGCACCUGGCUGCCAUGGACGCCAACGGGUACUCGGACCCCUUCGUUAAGCUUUGGCUGAAACCUGACAUGGGAAAAAAGGCCAAGCAUAAGACCCAGAUAAAAAAGAAAACAUUGAAUCCUGAGUUUAACGAGGAGUUCUUCUACGACAUCAAGCACAGCGACCUGGCCAAGAAGUCGCUGGACAUUUCCGUCUGGGAUUACGACAUCGGCAAAUCCAACGACUACAUCGGCGGAUGUCAGCUCGGCAUUACGGCGAAGGGGGAGCGCUUGAAACACUGGUACGAGUGCCUGAAGAACAAGGACAAGAAGAUCGAGCGCUGGCACACCCUCCAGAACGAGAACCACGUUGCCAGCGAUUAA
Molecule: messenger RNA, 2007 nt
Organism: Cygnus atratus (black swan)
Lineage: Eukaryota; Metazoa; Chordata; Aves; Anseriformes; Anatidae
Gene: RPH3A
Product: rabphilin 3A
Exons: 20
Coding region: 1-2007 (668 amino acids)
Biological process (GO): intracellular protein transport
Cellular component (GO): membrane
Molecular function (GO): small GTPase binding
Source: RefSeq, a predicted model, not a curated record